Molecule: messenger RNA, 1315 nt
Organism: Micropterus dolomieu (smallmouth bass)
Lineage: Eukaryota; Metazoa; Chordata; Actinopteri; Centrarchiformes; Centrarchidae
Gene: eif4ebp1
Product: eukaryotic translation initiation factor 4E binding protein 1
Exons: 3
Coding region: 312-671 (119 amino acids)
Biological process (GO): negative regulation of translational initiation
Cellular component (GO): cytoplasm
Molecular function (GO): eukaryotic initiation factor 4E binding
Source: RefSeq, a predicted model, not a curated record
UUUUGUGUGCAUGUGGAGUGAGUGGAAGAGGAGGAACGUGUGCUCAGGUCCUUUUAACAAAGAACCUGGACACUUUGUGUGUUGGAAACUGCAUGUUGCAAUGUCUGUAAUUGUCUAGAUACUACCGUUCAUCAUUUGCACUUAUGAAAAACAGGUAUCUAUUUUUAUUUUACCGUAAGUAGCCAUUCUGUUGAGCCAAAGCAAUAUCCGAUACAGGCGCGUUGUGGCUUUGUUGUUUAGUCAAAGCAGGACUUUCUGCCCGUUUCAUGUUAUUUAGUUAGCUAGCUUUAGUUUAUUACAGCUGAGAGAAGAUGUCCACUGACUGCCAGAAGACCACUGCCAAGGCCAUCCCGUCGACCAGGAGGGUGACCAUCAACGACGCGGCGCACAUGCCCCACGACUACUCCACCACUCCCGGAGGGACCCUGUUCAGCACGACCCCGGGUGGUACCAGGAUCAUCUAUGACCGAAAGUUCCUGCUGGGGUGCCGCAGCUCUCCGCUGGCCAAGACCCCUCCACGAGGUCUGCCCAACAUUCCAGGGGUGACCAGUCCUUCCGCCAAAGACACAGCUGAGAAGGCCCACAAUGGAGAACUACUGAACAACAACAAUAUCGCUGCACCUGAUAGCAGCAACGCUGGUGAAGACUCACAGUUUGAAAUGGACAUCUAGGUGGUCCUGGAGUAUAAAGAUGUUAGACUUACCAAAAGAUGCUGUGAAGAGAGGCUCAGGAGCACCUUCUGUGUUCCUAUCAUCCAUUCCACGAGGACGGAGGUUCACCUUCAGUAUCUCCGGCGUCUUAGUGAUUUAAAGUCUGUCUUUAUCAAUCUCAUAUGCUUGUUUUGCCCAGAACAAAUUUCUAAUGAAACUUUUCUUUUCUGUCUGCCAAGGCUUAAACCUGAUUUAUGUGUGACAAAGUGUGCCUUCCUGUAGUGGCUACAAGUUUAAAAUCAACACUCAGAAGUACUUAACACCAAUAAUGCCUCAACAAUCCAUAAGAACUGAGAUCAAAUAAUGAAAAUCAAUUGGGGAAAAAGAAAAAUUGAAAUUAACUGGAUUUAUAACCAUUCCAGGAGGGUUUGUCACUUGGUGUGCUUUUAUUUCCACACAUUUUUUGACACCUUUCUUCAGAUAAUGCCUUGAAAUGUUCAAGAUACUGUAUAAUUUGUCAAUUGUGCUCUUAAAAAAAAAAAAGAGUUCUUCACCUGAAGUGUCAUACAGAGAAUGUAAAACAAUUUUGUUGAUGAAAUUUUGAAACAGAUUUUCACACAGUUUGUAGGGUUACAAGGCAUUAAAGCAAACACCAUUAAAGCAAA